UAGAAGGAAAACAAUGCUCGCGUUCCGGAGCUGGAGGACCUUCCGUGCCGCAAGAGGUUUGUAUCCUGCGGCUCGACUAACGACGAACGCCAGGGAACAUGUGCCGACCGAAAGCGCACCACCGACCCACGAGUCAGAGACACACUUUGGUUUCGAGACCGUCAAGGAGAGUGAGAAAUGGAAAAAGGUGCACAAAGUGUUCGAAGAGGUGGCCGCAUCGUACGACCUGAUGAACGAUGCGAUGUCGCUGGGAAUACACCGUGUGUGGAAGGACAUUUUCCUGGAACGCUUGGCCCCGGUGGGCAAUGGGAACCGAUUGCUGGACAUGGCCGGUGGGACCGGCGAUAUUUCGUUUCGCUACAUGAAGUACCUGCAGAGGCUACCGGCGGCCAAUCGCACACCCAGUCACGUUACGGUGUGCGACAUCAAUCAAAAUAUGCUCGACGUUGGACAAAAACGAUGGGAAAAAUUGAACCUUCCAGCUUCUGGCGACACGAUCGAUUGGGUUUGCGCGGAUGCCGAGAAGUUACCAUUCGAAAACGAUUCCUUUACCGUAUAUACGAUUGCAUUCGGCAUAAGAAAUUGUACUCAUAUAGAUAGGGUUCUUUCGGAAGCAUAUCGCGUUUUGAAACCGGGGGGCCGAUUCAUGUGCCUUGAGUUUAGCCAUGUUACCAACGAAUCCUUGCAAUGGUUGUAUGAUCAAUAUUCUUUUCAAGUAAUACCACCGAUGGGGCAAAUUCUGGCAAACCAAUGGCAACCGUACCAGUACCUCGUGGAAAGUAUACGCAAAUUCCCCCUGCAAGACGAUUUUAAAACUAUGAUCGAAAAUGCUGGGUUCAAAUGUGUGGAAUAUGAAAACUUAACGUUUGGUGUAGUUGCAAUUCAUUCUGGUUUCAAAAUAUGAUGCAGUCAGAAUGUUACUGAUACUGUUGAAUAAAAUGUAGCACACCUUAGGAACAUACUGAUAAUACAACUGUUUCUCGAACAAA
Anopheles aquasalis is the source of this 989-nucleotide messenger RNA. It is a transcript of the gene Coq5, whose product is annotated as ubiquinone biosynthesis protein COQ3, mitochondrial. The record is from RefSeq and is a predicted model, not a curated record. Gene Ontology annotation, molecular function: 2-methoxy-6-polyprenyl-1,4-benzoquinol methyltransferase activity. Gene Ontology annotation, biological process: ubiquinone biosynthetic process. Lineage: Eukaryota; Metazoa; Arthropoda; Insecta; Diptera; Culicidae.